Marchantia polymorpha subsp. ruderalis is the source of this 1095-nucleotide messenger RNA. Lineage: Eukaryota; Viridiplantae; Streptophyta; Marchantiopsida; Marchantiales; Marchantiaceae. The record is from the annotation of a GenBank genome assembly.
GCCCAUUUCCCUUCGUCUGUAGUAAGACAGUAGUUCCCAGCGCACAGCGAAAUUUAUCAUCGAGAAGCACUCGAGCUAAGCUUUCGUUUGUACCGACAAAUUCGCUGGCUGAAGGAUCGAUGUUCAGUGCGAGGCAACCUGAUUUAUGCCAGUGGAGUGGACGAUUGUAGGGAAGCAGGACUGGAUUUUAGGGAUUGCGAGAGGAGUUUCUGAGGAGCAUGGCAGCUAGCGGGGCAUCAAGUGGCUUGGCAAAAUGGGCUUCUGAGCUAGCUAAGGGCGUACAUGGCUACUGGGCCAAUGGACGAUGGACGCCGCUGGCGAUCAGUGCGCGACGCAGGGCAAAAAUUCGGAAAGAAACUCUUCUAUCUGGCGGAGAGUGGACUUAUGAUGCCGAACGAAAGGAGAUGAAGACUUUCCUGAAGGGCCACAAGGUCGACCGUUUGGCUGAACAAAAGCGUGCCAAGACCGUAGAGCUAAUGGAGAAAAUGCCUCAAAUGCUUGCUGAGAUGAAGAAGAGGAGGCUUGAGAGGACCUUGAAAGCGAAAACAGAGAAAUGAAAAUGAAGGACUUUGCAGUAAAAUCUGCGCUAUGCUUGAUGAUACAUUCGGCACACCCAUAUGAGCUCGAUUGAAAGAUCUUUCGCGUAGUGCAUCAUGUUGGGCCUGAACGAAGAGGUUGGGCGUGGUUUGAGCAAAUUCAGCUGAUUACGGGACUUGAGUAGUAUUUUUAUACGUCGUGUCAGUCAGCUGAGCUCAGCACCAUCAUCUGAAUCUGAGUCAGCAGAAUCCAAGAUAAUUUGGUUUCAUGUGACUCGGUUAUGUGCCAACCAAUGCUCUCAUCCAUAUACAUUUCUCACGUAUUUCAUGACAAUAAAUGUCAUGAGGUGCCUAUUCUACCCUCCUCUGCACUUUCAGUCGUCAGGUUUGGCGGUUAGACACAUUCUGGUUGUCAAGGGCCGACAAUAGUUUGUAUCUCGAGCCAUAGCUUUUCUCCUGCACGUGUCACGCUCUCAUAUUACAGUAUAUCUUGCAUUCACUUGAUGUAUUCUUCCAAGAAUGUGAAGACAUCGUAUGAAAGUUGGAAAAAUAUUGUGAC